AUGCCUGCUCGACUGAAAGAAUCCGUUGAGAACUCCGAAUGCGAAUAUCGACGGCUGGGCAACAGUGGCCUGAGGGUUUCUGUGCCUAUUUUUGGCUGCAUGAGUUUUGGCGACCCAAAUUCAAUGCCAUGGACAAUUGGUGAAGAGUAG
Messenger RNA from Aspergillus novofumigatus IBT 16806, 150 nucleotides. RefSeq lists its product as uncharacterized. NCBI's taxonomy places the organism in Eukaryota, Fungi, Ascomycota, Eurotiomycetes, Eurotiales, Aspergillaceae. The coding region runs from base 1 to 150 and encodes 49 amino acids. The transcript has a single exon. The record is from RefSeq and is a predicted model, not a curated record.